Messenger RNA from Eupeodes corollae, 890 nucleotides. Its product is annotated as protein GVQW3-like. Lineage: Eukaryota; Metazoa; Arthropoda; Insecta; Diptera; Syrphidae. The record is from RefSeq and is a predicted model, not a curated record. The transcript has 2 exons. The coding region runs from base 43 to 708 and encodes 221 amino acids. Gene Ontology annotation, molecular function: nucleic acid binding.
CUGUGGUUAUAUAUAUAAAUUGACUUAUUUAUCAAAAUUAUAAUGGCAACUAAGACGAUGAUGGUGAAAAUUGAGCAUCGCGCUGUAAUUAAAUUUCUCACUAAGCAAGGAAAAAGUCAAAAAACUAUUCAUGAAGAAAUGGUGGCAGUUUACCAGGGUUCCGCACCUUCAUUAUCAACUGUGCAAAAGUGGUCAAGUGAGUUCAAGAGAGGCAGAGAGAGCAUUGAAGACGACCCCCGCUCUGGCGCCCUGGCUAGUGCUUGUACGGGAGAAAGCAUCAAAGAAGUCGAAAAACUUGUUCUCGAGGAUGCCCGAAUAAAGGUGAAAAUGAUGGCAGAGAUCACCAAGCUUUCGACUGGUACCAUUCACACCAUCCUUCAUGACCAUCUUAACCUUUCAAAGGUCAGUGCAAGGUGGGUGCCACGAAUGCUCACGGCACCUCAGAAAAAAGUGAGAAUCGCAUGCUGUAGAGAGCUUUUGGAGAUGUGUAGUGAGAACGCGGACGGUGUUAUGCAUCGGAUUGUUACUGGGGACGAAACAUGGGUUCACUACUAUGACCCUGAAAGCAAACAAGAGUCAUGCAGUGGCAUAAAAAAGGAACAGACCUCCCGAAGAAGUUCAAAGUCACUCCGUCUGCCGGGAAGCUCAUGGCCACAGUUUUUUGGGACUCAAAGGGAAUCUUACUCAUUGAGUACAAAAAAAAGGUGAAACCAUCAACGCCAAAUCCUACGCUUCCACUUUGCAUAAUUUGCGGGAGAAAAUUAAAAAGAAAAGACGGGGUAAACUCGCAGCGGGUGUGUUGCUUCUUCAUGACAACGCUCCUGUUCACACGGCGCGACUUUCCAAGGCUGCUGUGCGAGAUUGUGGUUUUGAAGAAAUUCAACAUCCAC